GAAAAAAAAAAAACCUCUCUGUCCUUGCCUUUCCUUUCUUGAUUCAUAUUUUUCCUUUGGAUUGAGGCCAGGGGGCCUGAAUACGACAGCCGAAGGCCAGAAAAGCAUGACCAGCUCCUCCGCCUCCGCUCGCAAGGCGCUGAGUAAGAUAGCGUGCAACCGGUUGCAGAAAGAGCUGGUGGAGUGGCAGGUCAACCCUCCCUCCGGUUUCAAACAUAAAGUCACCGAUAAUCUCCAAAGGUGGGUAAUUGAAGUAAAUGGAGCUCCGGGAACUUUAUACGCCAAUGAAACCUAUCAGCUUCAGGUGGAUUUCCCUGAACAUUACCCUAUGGAAGCGCCCCAGGUGAUAUUUCUUCAUCCGGCACCGCUGCAUCCACAUAUUUAUAGCAAUGGCCAUAUUUGUUUAGAUAUCUUGUAUGAUUCAUGGUCCCCAGCCAUGACAGUUAGUUCUAUCUGUAUCAGCAUUCUCUCCAUGCUAUCAAGCUCAACUGUGAAGCAACGUCCCGAAGACAAUGACCGCUAUGUAAAGAACUGUAGAAAUGGGCGAUCUCCCAAGGAGACGAGGUGGUGGUUCCAUGAUGACAAAGUGUAAUUGCAGGAGCAUCUUGCUGCACCAAUUAGUUCAAUAACUAGAAUAGGCAAACAGCUUCGUCUUUUAAGGAAAAUGGAAACAAAAGGGCAAAGCAUUUUCCCAAUCAAAAGUUAAAUGCUCAAUAACUCGUGUAAAUUGUUAUGCUGGUAUUUUGUAAAGAAAGAGAAAAGUCUCUCUUUCUUUAGCAACUUGUAAGGAACAAACGGGCUCACUCGGCUGAUGGUGUUUUAGCCAUGCGAGAGAUGCUCAGUGCACUGUAAGCACACCAAUGAGAAAACUCCGUAUCUUUCCGAAACCAUUCUCCAAACUUCGUGAGUUCUAUGAUUGUAACAUGGUAGCAUAUGAAACUGAUGGUUCAUCCGA
This is a messenger RNA of Theobroma umbraticum, 955 nucleotides long. RefSeq names its product ubiquitin-conjugating enzyme 17 (gene UBC17). Lineage: Eukaryota; Viridiplantae; Streptophyta; Magnoliopsida; Malvales; Malvaceae. The record is from RefSeq and is a predicted model, not a curated record.